Messenger RNA from Mycena citricolor, 765 nucleotides. Lineage: Eukaryota; Fungi; Basidiomycota; Agaricomycetes; Agaricales; Mycenaceae. The record is from the annotation of a GenBank genome assembly.
AUGUUUUCCCAAAUCCUCACCGCACUAGCCGUUUCUCUCGCAGUCCACGCGCAGACUAUUUAUUUGGCGGGUGAUUCUACCAUGGCUCCCGGAGGCGGAGGUGGUGUAACCGAUGGCUGGGGUCAAUACGUCGGCCAAUUCUUCUCCAUUCCUGUCGUCAACAGCGCUAUUGCCGGUCGCAGCGCUCGCAGUUACACAACCGAGGGCCGUUUCAGUGCUAUGCUGGGUAAGGUCAAAUCGGGCGACUUUGUUGUCAUGGAAUUUGGACACAACGACGUCUCAUCUGGUGCCAUCGAUAACGGGCGGGAAGAUGCAUCUGGAGACUCUCUGACUGCCACUUCUGUAGUCAAAGAAUCCGACGGCAGCACUCAAGUGAUUCACACCUUCAACUUCUACAUGGAGAAUGCGGCCAAGGCCUUCAGAACCAAGGGCGCCACGGUGAUCAUCAGUUCCCAGACUCCUAUUGAGAAAUGGAACGCUGACAACACCUCGAUCGCAACUCCACGCCCCGUAUUCGUUCAAUAUGCUGCUGAGGUGGCCGGAAAUACCUCGGCCACUUACGUCGAUCAUUUCAGCUACAUAGUUCAAGCUUACAACAAGAUUGGGGAACCCACUGUGGCCACAUACUACCCCAUGGAUCACACUCACACCACCCCGGCGGGAGCAACUGUGGUUGCUAAGGCUUUUGUGCGAGCCUUGCUCUGUGGGACAAGCACGAUGAAGAGAUUCUUGAACGCUGCGGGCAAUUCCGUCCCCAGUCAGUGA